Messenger RNA from Exophiala spinifera, 2493 nucleotides. RefSeq lists its product as uncharacterized. The transcript has 2 exons. Gene Ontology annotation, molecular function: DNA binding; DNA-binding transcription factor activity, RNA polymerase II-specific; zinc ion binding. The coding region runs from base 1 to 2493 and encodes 830 amino acids. The record is from RefSeq and is a predicted model, not a curated record. NCBI's taxonomy places the organism in Eukaryota, Fungi, Ascomycota, Eurotiomycetes, Chaetothyriales, Herpotrichiellaceae. Gene Ontology annotation, biological process: DNA-templated transcription; regulation of DNA-templated transcription.
AUGUCGCUCCAAACCCCGGUCGGAAUCUAUCAUUGCGGCAUGUGCAAAGCCGAGUACACUCGAGUGGACCAUCUCGUUCGCCACGUACGCGGGCACACCAAACAGCGACCGUUUGUUUGCACGAUAUGCUCCAAGGGCUUUGGCCGCCAAGAUCUCGUGAAACGGCAUAUGUUGCUUCACAGUGAGUGGGACGACCUAAGUCCAACAACCGGUGACGGGAAACCCAGGCAGACCCGAAGAAACGGCCACCGCGUCCAUCAAGCGUGUCGGCUCUGCGCUGUUAGUAAACUGAAAUGUACCGACGAAAAGCCCUGUAAGCGAUGCCUGGAAAAGAACCUCUUCUGCGAGUACGAUCAAGACUCGAACGUGAUGGACGUCGAAGCUGGGUCGGCAUCAGGGGCCCAACCUUGGGCCCGCAAUGAUGCAACCCUGACCGAGAAGGACCAUCAGCUUGACCAAACAAUGAGACAAGGAGUCACUCCGGACUCAAAUCAUGGCAUUGCCGCCGCGGAUCCUCAAUCGGCCCAUGUCACCGCCCACCAGGGAAACGCCAUGAUUGAAUUGCAGAAUGGAAUCCUCCCAGAUGUCCUCGGCGGCACUAUGAACAUUGCAGACCUGGAUGAGUACAUUACGUUCGACUUCAAUCCGGUCUUGGAUGAGGUUGAGUUCUCUUUCCUUAAUGACUCCAACGUUUCCCCCGCGGAGGCUCCAGUACCUAUUUCUCCGGCCUCGAAUCGGAGCGCCGACUCGUCCACUAUGGGUGUUGGCUCGGAGGUUUAUCGAAUGUCGACAUCUCUAAAUGGCUGGGCUCCGGAUAAAGACGGUAUCAGCGUGAUGGAACACCAGAAUUUAAUCCUACCGAUCCAUGUCAGUCCAAUACGACUACCUGCGUUGUCAAGAUUCCGGUCUGUUUUCAAAAAGGAUUUGUCCGGAGCCAUGAGAGAUCGGAUUUUGACCAUGAUUCUAAGAACAAGUCCAAGAAGGACAUUGGACAGCAUCAUCGGGUCGUUUCCCUCCCUUGAGACUUUGCAGAAUCUCAUUCAUUACGCGCUACUUCACAUGACAGAGCGUCAAGUUGUGCCCUUUGUCCACCUCCCUAGUUUUGCCAUCAACCAGCAGCGUCCCGAGCUCCUCUGUGCACUCGUGGCGUAUGGCUCGGUGUGGUCGCCCUCCAUCGUGGUUCGCAAAUUUGGUUAUGCAGUGCAGGAAGCUGUGCGGAUGAGUGUGAAUCAAAGGCUUGAGGAGGAACCGACAGCGUUUCGAGAUCUAGGAAUCAUUCAAGCGUUCUACAUCCAGCUCUAUCUCGGCUACUACAGCGGUGUGGCGCGCAAGAUCGAGACCGCCGAGGCCAAUUCCAUGCUAGGGACGACCAUGUUGCGCCGGGGCCAGAUGUUGCGAGCCGAACUAUACCAACCCCCGCAGGCGUUUUUAGAUGUCGCAGGAUUGUCUCUGCGCGAAAAGUGGUUACGAUGGGUCGAAUCAGAAGCUAGAAAACGUCUUGUCUAUUUUGCCAUGGCGAUGGAUGCACACGUGUCCAUCUCACGAAGGAUCAACGUCCUGUUUCCAUAUGCCGAGAUCGAAACGCCACUACCAGCAACGUCCAAACUUUGGGAGGCAGAUACGCCCACACUCUGGCAUGAAGUUCUGUCCCGGGAAGUGGUACUCAGUAAAGAGCAGGCCCUCUGUCUGCGCAGCAUCUUGCGCCAGCCACACGCUGUGGAGGAGUCUUACGGCCUUUGUGAUGAGAACAGUCUCGCGUUUAUUGUCUUCUCCGGGUUCUGGGCGUUGAUUCAAGAGUACAGACAGAUGGAAUCCAUCCUCUCCAAAGCGCAGAACGACAACGACUUCGUCAUCAACUCAAGAUAUUCGGAACUCAGUACGACUUUGGACCAGCUCAAAGCCGAACUCAGCGACACCCACAGUCUGUGCCCAAGAACAACCAUCAUUCAAGAACUAAUCUCACUGCAUCUCAAUGCAUCAUUCUACGACCUGUCCGACUAUACUGGACGACGAACUGCACAGGACGCGCAAAGUGCGAUGCCGUAUGUCCUGCGCUGGUACCAAAGUCCGCAGUCUCGGAUGGCGCUGUGGCAUGCCGGACAGAUCUUCAAGGCGGUCCAUUUAUUGGAUCCAGAGACUCUGGUCGACAUUUAUGCUAUUGCCCUGUAUCAAGCCGCGGUCAUAUUAUGGUUGUGGGGUCUGAUGCGGAAAGGACAAGCAACCUCCGCUGAUCCGAGCGCGACGACAGUAGUGAUGGACGGAGAUGAAAGUCCGGCCGUCUUGAGGUUUUUCAAGACGCCACGUGGUGUCCCUGUAUUGACGGGAAAGGCGGGCAGGCUGAUUCCUCUCCACGAGCCCGCCAUGGUCGUUGAUCUGGUGGGCGACCUGGUGCUGGAAAAAUGGCCCUCUGGACGGCUGCCCUUGACAACCGAGGAGGUCUUGCGGCUGAUGCGCGGAUUCUCGAGCAUCUCCAGAGACACUGCCAGGGUGUGA